AACCUCACCAACGGUAAUGAUUCUUAGUAAUAAAAUAAUGUGACCAUCUUCGCCAUAAUAAUUUUUAUUGGUUCAUUUAUUAUUUUUACUAACUCUCUUUCGCUAUGAAAUAUUUUCGAAAAUUCAGUGCCAGUCAAACUUCAUGUUUCACAGUUUUAUCCUUGAUCUUGGCAUUCUCGUAUCCAGUUGAUGGCGAUGGAACAUUUCAAUCUUACAACUCGAAAGAGAGGAAAAGAUUUGAAGCUUCGUCAAUUUCAAAUAUUCGGCAUUUAAAUGAAAUUGAGGACGAUACGGAAGAAGUAAAAGUGUCAACAGCUCGUAAUAAUUUCCAUACUACAAAAUCUGGACCUUAUUUUCCAAACUGGCCGAGUUUAGAUUCUAGAUUACUUCCAAAAUGGUAUGAUGAGAGCAAAAUCGGGAUAUUUAUUCACUGGGGAGUAUUCUCAGCUCUGGGAUUUAAUGGUGCGUGGUUCUGGGAAUGCUGGAGAGAAGGUCACAAAGAUUGCGUAGACUUUGCAAAGAAGAAUUUCAAACCAAAUUUUACCUAUCAAGAAAUUGCUCCAGAAUUUACUGCAGAAUUUUUCAAUUCCUCCGAUUGGGCUGAUCUUUUCAGGAGAUCGGGCGCUCGAUAUGUCGUACUAACAACAAAGCACCACGAAGGGUUUACCUUGUGGCCAUCCAAGACGGCCUUUGGCUGGAAUGCCAACGACGUAGGACCUCACAGAGACCUUGUCGGAGAACUAUCACGUGCAAUUCGGAACCAUUCUUCCCUACGUUUUGGAGUGUACCAUUCCUUGUACGAGUGGUACAAUCCUCUGUACCUCGAUGAUAAACAGAAUAAUUUCAAAACGAAUCAAUUUGUGAGAUUCAAGACUAUGCCUGAGCUGUAUGAACUGGUGGAGACUUAUCAGCCCGACGUGGUGUGGUCAGACGGGGAUUGGGAAGCUCCUGACACGUAUUGGAACUCGACAGAGUUUUUGGCAUGGUUAUACAACGACAGCCCCGUUAAAGAAACCGUAGUGACAAAUGACAGAUGGGGGUUAGGCACAAUGUGCAAACACGGUGGUUUCAACACUUGUGCAGAUCGCUACAACCCGGGCGUGCUUCAACCAAAAAAGUGGGAAAAUUGCAUGACUUUGGACAAAUAUGCGUGGUCAUUUCGAAAAAACACAAAUUUCGAGGAUUAUCUAACUCCAGAAGAGUUGAUAACUACAAUAGUUGAGACUGUUUCAUGCGGAGGCAACAUUCUUGUAAACGUGGGUCCCACCAAAGAAGGAAUGAUUGCUCCAAUUCAACAAGAACGGUUGUUGCAAAUGGGAGAGUGGUUGGGUCUGCAUGGAGAAGCCAUUUACUCCACAGUGCCGUGGACAUUCCAGAAUGACACCGCUACUGCAAAUGUUUGGUACACGGCAAACCCGCACAUGUCUCGGGUAUACGCCAUUAUGACAAAAUGGCCUGAAAAUUGCGAGAGGACGAUUAUCCUUGGAGCUGUGGAUGGAAAAAGGGUUUCAGUAGUAACAAUGUUGGGUGGUUAUAAGGAUCACCUUAAAUUUGAAGAUUUAGGAGAUAAAUCCGGAGUCCGUGUCGAAUUACCGGCCCCUGAUGAAAUUAAGUCAAAAUGGGCUUGGGUAAUUGUGUUGCAAAUGGUGUAAUACUUAUAAUUUAAUGAAUUAUUCUGAAAAAUUACCGUCUUCAAAGCCAACCAGGACAUUAUUUUUACCAAACUCAGAAUCUCACGGGUUCUGAGUUUAAUCUAAGGAUUUUCACUUGCCUUCGUUUGCUCUUCAAAGUUAUGUAAGAACCAGCGGAAAAAAUAUAGCCCAGCAGAAUUGUAUUUUUUGAAAUAGUUCAUUCUGUAAAAAUAGAGCUUGCCAAUGACAGUUACAUAAAUGUAGUUUAAAUAAAA
Molecule: messenger RNA, 1906 nt
Organism: Folsomia candida
Lineage: Eukaryota; Metazoa; Arthropoda; Collembola; Entomobryomorpha; Isotomidae
Product: alpha-L-fucosidase
Exons: 7
Coding region: 105-1652 (515 amino acids)
Biological process (GO): glycoside catabolic process; fucose metabolic process
Cellular component (GO): lysosome
Molecular function (GO): alpha-L-fucosidase activity
Source: RefSeq, a predicted model, not a curated record